Molecule: messenger RNA, 2916 nt
Organism: Oryzias melastigma (Indian medaka)
Lineage: Eukaryota; Metazoa; Chordata; Actinopteri; Beloniformes; Adrianichthyidae
Product: protein MB21D2
Exons: 3
Coding region: 83-1747 (554 amino acids)
Source: RefSeq, a predicted model, not a curated record
GCGGAGCAGCUCCUCCACGCCAUCCUGCACGACCCCGGUCCGUUCACGGUGUGAGACCGGAAACUCGUACCGGGUCAGUGCGAUGUGGACGACAGCGCCACAGCGCCACCUGCAGGAUGGGAGGCGCCAGGCAGCGGAAGUGGCGCAGCAGCUUCCGCCGCUUGUGUUGGGGUGGUUCUGCGCAGCUCGGCUCGGUCCAGAGCGGCAGCUGUCGUGGUACCGGAGCCGGACGUUCGUGAGAGACGGUGACUGCAGCAUGGCGGCGCCGGUUGUGUCGGCGGGCAGCCUCGGGAACAGCCCCACCGCGGCGGGCGGGAGGCUCCCGCACGGCGGCGGGCCCGACCUGGACUUCAGGUCGGGGGCCCGGAUGGAGGACCUGAACCGGCUGAUCCAGGAGUUCAGCAAGCACGACCAGCGGGAGUACGACGACCAGCGGGCGCUGGAGAUCCACACGGCCAAGGACUUCAUCUUCUCCAUGCUCGGGAUGGUCCAGAAGCUGGACCAGAAGCUCCCAGUGGCCAAUGAGUACCUGCUCCUGUCGGGGGGAGUCCGGGAGGGCGUGGUAGACAUGGACCUGGACGAUCUGAAUGUCUACGCCCGCGGCACAGACUACGACAUGGACUUCACCCUGUUGGUCCCGGCGCUCAAACUGCACGAUCGGAACCAGCCAGUGACGCUGGACAUGCGGCACUCGGCUCUGGGCCACUCGUGGCUCAGCCUCCGCCUCUUCGAUGAAGGAACCAUCAACAAGUGGAAGGACUGCUGCACCAUCGUGGACCACAUCAACGGCACCACCAACUACUUCUUCUCCCCGACGCUGGUGGCCGACUGGUUUUACCAGUCUAUCUCUCUGGUGCUACUGGAGGUGCAGAAGAAGCCCCAGAGAGGGAUGCCGAAGGUGGAGAAAGUGGAGAGGAACGGAACCAUCAUCUCUGUGAUCCUGGGCGUGGGCAGCAGCCGGAUGCUGUACGACAUCGUCCCCGUGGUGUCCUUCAAAGGCUGGCCGGCCGUGGCGCAGAGCUGGCUGAUGGAGAACCAUUUCUGGGACGGCAAGAUCACCGAGGAGGAGGUCAUCAGCGGCUUCUACCUGGUCCCCGCCUGCUCCUUCAAGGGCCGCAAGGAGAACGAGUGGCGCCUGUCGUUCGCCCGCAGCGAGGUGCAGCUGAAGAAGUGCAUCUCGUCCAGCCUGAUGCAGGCGUACCAGGCCUGCAAGGCCAUCAUCAUCAAGCUGCUGUCGCGCCCCAAAGCCGUCAGCCCCUACCACCUGCGCAGCAUCAUGCUGUGGGCCUGCGACCGCCUGCCCUCCAACUACCUGUCGCAGGACGACUUCUCCGCCCACUUCCUGCUGGGCUUGAUCGACGACCUGCAGCACUGUCUCGUCAACAAGAUGUGCCCCAACUACUUCAUCCCCCAGUGCAACAUGCUGGAGCACCUGUGCGACGAGACCGCCAUGCUCCACGCCCGCAAACUCUCCUCGGUGCGCUCCGAUCCGGCCGAGCACCUGCGCACCACCAUCGAGCACGCCAAGGCCGCCAACAGGCUGACGGUGGAGCUGCAGUGGCGGGGCAGCUCCACCAACCUGCCGUCUCCACAGUCCGACGCGGGCGGGGAGAACCAACCGGACGACCGGCUGGCCAAGAAGCUCCAGCAGCUGGUGACGGAGAACCCCGGCAAGUCCAUCUCGGUCUUCAUCAACCCGGACGACGUCACGCGGCCGCACUUCCGCAUCGACGACAAGUUCUUCUGAGACUGAGCCCCUCCCCCGUCCUGCCCCGCCCCCGAUGCCCCGCCUCCUCUGGUUUUUGUACUUUUUUAUGUUCCUGCCGCAGAGUGAAGUGAGGUGAUCGUGUAGUUUACCACCGUUUUUUAUUUGGUAGUUUUUAUUUUUGUAUUCCCGCCCCUCCUCCCGCUCUCACUGUGUGCCCGUCUUCUCACCUGCUGAAGGCCUUUCCGAACAUCAGCAGGGUGUUCUCAAAGAAACCGGGACCGGGGUCCACCCAGAACCGAGCUGCCGGUAAAACCGCCUCUAGAAACUUUGUUCCUUCUGAAGGUCUCCAGAACAAUCCGAUCAGUCAAUCCAAAGCUGGAGUUCUGAUCCAGCAGAGGAGCCAGAAAAUGGCAGAUGUUGGGUCUCCAGAACCAGAACGGGCCGGAGUCUACAGACUCCUGGCUGUGAGGAGCUUCAGGAGGACGCGGCAGCUUCGGUUCUGGAGGUGGACGUCUGUCUUUCUGAGGAAUGUCUUCGCCCCGCCGGGCCUCGAUGGUACUAACGUCUUAGAGCUAACUGUAAAUAGAACACGGACCGGACCGGACGGUCCAACGAUGAUUUUGUCUAAUUUUGCACAGAAUGUACAAACACUGCUGUUCCUGCUGAUUGUGGACGUUCUGAAAUGUCAUACUGUGGUGGGCGGGCGGCUCCGGACCCGAGGGCGGUCGUGCACGGCUCACGGGUAGAGCCCAGCAGCCUCACUGCUGCUCCCUCACAGAAAUCCCUUCUACACCCAUGACCUCAGACUUACCUGUGCAGCAGGUGUGCGGACACAGUCCACCUCCUGGAGCCUGUCGAGCGCCUGGACCAGAAAGAAUGUUUUUAUGAAUCGUUUCCAGCAACUGAAAGUCUCCUCUCUGGGGUCAUGCUUCUCGGUGUAGAACCUCGAAGAACCCAGAAUGAUCAGAAUCAGCUCCACCUGGAUUCUGACCCGCCUGACGUCCAACAAAUCACUUUUUUAAUGUGUGGAUUCAGAGGAUCAGCAAGUUCUGCUGUCGUCUCACUGCAGUCAGGACCGGCUGGUGGGACGUCCAGGACGAUGGUCGCCUCUAAACCAGAACCAUUUGGUCUAAGGAUACAAGGAUUCUUCAUGAGUUGGUAAAACAAACGAUUCAAACUCGACAAAAUAUGAAAAAAUGUAAAAAUUA